GGCCAAUAACCUUUGACGAGCCCAGGACGACCAGUGGUAAGGCAUGGGCGGGGACCUCCAGGACGCCGAGGCCCUCGGGCAGAGCUUCAAGGUGCUCGAGCAGGCCCACGCCGGCGACUGCAAGAGCCCGGACCUCGCGGACCAGGUGGCCAACCACUCGGAGCCGACCGCGCACAACUACUUUUUCGAGCCGUACACGGCAGGCGCCUGGUCGCCGCAGCUCGUGCACAAGCAGAAGAUCCUGCCGUACCCGAGCGCGAUCGCGUCUGCGUACGACAAGAUGGUCUCGAGCUCCUUCUCGGGCCUCUUGCAGGAGCUGCACCAUGCGUGGGUCUCGGUCGACAACACGCUCUUUCUCUGGGACUACACGGCCGAGGCGACGCGCGUCGUGGUCUUUGAGGGCAUGGAGCAAGUCAUCUGCGCCGUGGGCAUUGCAACGCCGCUGCCUGGCGUCUUCAAGGCGUUUGUCAAGCACGUCUUGGUCGUUGCAACCGCGAGCGAGAUGCGCCUCCUCGUGGUCUUGCCCGACGCCGACGGCGGGCUGCGCCUGAGCGCGACCAAGCUCAGCAUCUCGACCGAUGACUGCAUCGUGCGCAAGAUCGUCUCCACACGCGAUGGCCGCAUCUUCUUUGGCGGCUCGGACGGGCAACUCCACGAAUUCGUCUACGACAGCGACGAAGGCAUGUUGCACCAGCUCGGCUGGAAGCGCCAGUGCCGCAAAGAGUCGCACGCGCAAUCACUGUCGCAGUACCUCCCGAGCUUCUUCCGGACGUUCACGAACGCGUCCGACGCGAUCGGCAAGGUCGUCGACAUGCGCAUCGACCACGAACGCCGAAUCUUGUACCUCGUGCAAGAGCCCGCCUUUGUAAGCGUCUACGACCUCGGCACGGACGCCGGCGCGGAGCUUGCGCUCAUUGCCUGCAAGAACCUCGAGACCGAGGCGUCGCGCUUCUGCCAGCGCAACCAGCGCAACCUCACGUCGUGCCCCGAGCCGCGGCUCUUUGCCACGACGUCGGUGUCGCUCACUGCCCUCUCGGUGGUCGCACGCGACGAGUCGGCCAGCACCCACGCGAUUGCAGUGAGCGCGACGGGCAUUCGCUUCUACCUCUCGACGUUCUCGCCCGGCUUCCUCUCGUCAGCGCUCAAGCGGCCAUCGGGGCUGGACCUGAUGCACAUUCGCCUUCCGCCACCGACCACCGUGCUCGCCGACGCGCCCGAGUACCACCGCACCGAAGGCCUCUCGCCGGCGCUGCUCCCGGGCAAGAGUCCGUCCCACGUGCACGCGGCCUAUUACCGGCACGGUGUCUUCUUAGCUAUCAACGGCGGUCCUGACGAAUACGACCAAGUGCUUGGGCUCACAAAGGACCUCACGGCGCGCCACGCGCAUGACGCCAACGCGUCGCUCAAGGUGCUCAUGCGCGAGUCGAUUGCGUGCGACUCGUGCCAAGGCAAGGUCAGCGCCGUCGAAGAGUUUGUGCCGCAGCUCGCAUCGCCACCACGUCCAUCGACGACGCUCAAUGGCAACGGCAAGCGGCCACACGCAUCGAGCGCCGUGGGUGUCGACGAGGCGCCCGUCAUGCGGUCCGAGCUCGUGACGCAGAUCGUCGAACCGAUGCGGCACUUUCUUGUCUUGACGAACGCCGGGUUGCACAUCUUCAAGAAGGUCCGGCCGAUCGACGAGCUCUUCCGUGUGCUCCAUGCGACCAAGGACGUCAAGAAGCAGCUGAGUCACUUUGUCAAGUGCUUUGGGUCGGCGGAAUCGUGCGCGAUGCUCUUUGCCAUCGCGUGCGGUGCACUCGCAUCCCAAGAUACGCUCUGGACCGACACGAUAGGCAUGAAGAGCGACGACCAUAUCGUGGCGAUGGCCAUGCAAGCGAUCUUUGACUUUGGCGGGUCGCCCAACGUCUCGAGCGGCGGCGUCCCGAGCUCCAACCACCGCUUUGUCAUGACGGACGACGUUGGCCUCUCGGCGCACCACGACGGCCUCGUGCUCUUUCUAUCCCGCUUGCUGCGUCCCAUGUGGCGAUUGCCGUCGGAGAAUGCACCGCUCGAGCGCGUCCGCAACGUGCUCUUUCGACUCCAGCAGGUCUUGGAGACACAUUACCGCGCGUCGCUUCAAGCCGCGGGGACGGCCGAUCCGUCGGCCGCGAAUGCGCUUACGCGCGAGCUCAUGGCGCACGUCCAAGAAACGACGCCGGCGAUCGUGCGCCAGGACAAUGCAAUGCGCGCCGAGCAAGCGUCGAUCCGGUGCCUGUACCUGUUCACGACGCGGUCGAUCCAAGCGCUGUCGCUGGUGCUGCUGGCGCCGACGCGGUCGCUGCCGCUGUCGCUGCCCGACCUUGUCACGACCUCGGCCGGGUUUGACGCACUCAAGGCGCUCCUCUCGCGCCUCACGCAAGGCCAGAACGACGCCAUGUUGGUGGCGUCGCUCCAGAAGCAGUGCCCGCUCUUCUUCAAGGACACGGACGCCGCGGCGUGUCACGGGUACCAGCAGCUGGAAGCGGCCGCAAGUUGUGCGACGGUGCAAGAUCGCACGGCGUGCCUGGAUCGGUCGCUGCAGCAUUUCACGCUCGCGGCCAAGAGCUGGAAGACGCCGACGCAUGUGCUCGACCUCGAGCGCAUCUGCGCGUCGUACUUUACGCUCGGCUAUCUCGACGGUAUUGUCGCCUUGGCCUUUGCGACCGCGCCGCACUUUGCCACGGACGACGACUCGCGCCGCAUCUGCUACGGCUACACGAUCCAGUGCGUUCAGUUCUUUGCGUCGACGACCAGCAACACGGCCGACGACGUGGGCAGCGUGUGCGCACAUGCCCCAACCGAGUGGCUGCCGCUCCCGGCGCGGGAAGCGUGCUUGACGUACUUGCUGCAGAAGCUCCUCUCGGUGCAAGACACGUACUACCACUCGGUGCUCUACAUGUGGCUCUAUACGAACGACGAACGCCAGCGCUUGAUUGCGCUGCCGGGCGCCAAGCACCGGCAGUCAGUCGAAGCAUUCCUCAAGGCCAAGGACGAAGACCUCCUCGUACAAAUGUACCUGGUGCAAAACCGGUACGUGGACGCAGCGCACGUGCUCUGGACGCGCGCGACGUCCACGCAGGAUCGUCGCCCGAUCAGCGACCGGAUCGAGCUCAUUUCGCGCGCCAAGAGCAUCCUCGCAGCGGCAAACGACCCGACAGCCACGAGCGCGCUGCAAGAAGUCACCGAGACGCUGCAUGUGCUCACGCUGCAACUUCACAUUUGGACGACGCUGCAGUCGUCGGUGCCGGCCGCCGACCUCGAGGCGCUGGCGACGACGAUUGUGGCGGUCUCGCCGCUGUACAACCAGUUUGCAGCCAAGUACAAGUUGUGGCCCGAGUGCCUUCGUAUCCUGUGCACGUGCCACUCCGAGGACAUGGCGACGAUCGAGACGUUGUGGAAGCGGCUCUUGUACUCGCUGAUCCCGACGUCGGUCGGCAACGAGACGUUCAACAAGUGGCUCUCGAGCACCUGCGACGCGCUCGACAUUGCGCCCAAGACGUCCGAGCACCUCGAGCAUGCUUCGUGGAUGAGCCAUGUCCAGGCCCAACUCUUGAGCCUCAAGGAGCUCUACCCGUCCAAGGCGUUUCCCGUCGAGCUCCUUCUCCACGAAAUCGAGCACGCGUGGAUGUGGUAUCGUAAAGUGACGGGCGUCGCCACGGCGCGGCCGUGGAUCGCCGGUCUCUUUCUGGACGCCGGUGUGUCGUACGCGGUGCUCUUUGGCGCGUACAUGAGCUUGUACCAGCACCCGUCGCCGUCGCCUUGGCGCCUCCAUGUGCUCGAGAGCCUGUACCAGCUCGUGAUCAACUGGCUCGGCGUCAUUCGCGGUGUCGCGCCCCGCGACCUCCAGCUUGAGUUUGCGACCGCGACGCCCGUGCUCACGAGUGCGUGCGACGAUAUUGUUGUGGAUCUCCAAGGCCUCUUGCGCGACAACGACCCGAAAAAAACCGAGCUCGUCGGGCUCUUUCGACGACUCAAGCUCGACAUCUCCACGACCAAGUCGACGUAUGCAUAAACCUAACCCCACACUUCAAAUGCUCGAGUACUAGUA
Molecule: messenger RNA, 4066 nt
Organism: Saprolegnia diclina VS20
Lineage: Eukaryota; Oomycota; Saprolegniomycetes; Saprolegniales; Saprolegniaceae
Exons: 4
Coding region: 44-4030 (1328 amino acids)
Biological process (GO): transcription-dependent tethering of RNA polymerase II gene DNA at nuclear periphery; RNA export from nucleus; protein import into nucleus
Cellular component (GO): nuclear pore; nuclear pore inner ring
Molecular function (GO): structural constituent of nuclear pore
Source: RefSeq, a predicted model, not a curated record